AACAUAUUACAGCGCCAAAUCCUAUAAAAGAAUCGAAUUGGCACAUUUCUAUUAGUCCAGAUGGAAAUUAUCUCGUUAUAUUUAAUCAUGAUGAAAUGGAGCUUAAAAUUAUUAAAUAUACUCAAUAUAAUGAAAUUAAAAACGUUGAGGGAUGCAAAAUUAACGAAGGUCUCUUUGGAAAUUAUAAAUCUUCUCAUAAUGUAAAAUGGAUGUUAGCAACAUCGAAUAUGGAUCAAAAUCAAAAAACCAUCUUUGUUGCAAUAUCAUGUGUAACUGAAUCUGAUAUGACAGUUAACAAGGAUGAACAAAAUAUAAGUUCAAAAUUUGAAACCAACAUUAGAGUUGAAAAUCGUGGAAAAACGGUUGUUUUAAAUAUUGAAAAGUUAGAAAAGUUAGAACCUGAGGGAAUUAAAGUUUAUAAACAGGAAAAUAUCGGUGGAAUUGUUUCUUUUGUGGAUGAUGAAAACGAUUCUGAUGAAGUAUAUUCUAGCAAAAACGAUUCUGAUGAGAAAAAUUCCAAUAAAAUUGAUUCUGGUAAAAAUGAUUUUAAUAAACAUGAACCUGUAUGCUUUAUAUUUAAUGGAAGCGGAAUCUAUAGACUUGAAUGUACGCUCAAUAAUAAGAGAUUAAAGAAUUUUGAGCAAUUUAAUUAUCCAAAAAAACUUAUGAACGAAUUAGAAUCUUUAUACAAAUCUAAAUCUUGUUUAUUACGAAUUAAUGACUGUAUUUUUAAUCAUUAUUUCCAUAUUGAGCAAUACACUGAAGGUAUACAAGUUAUGCAAUUGUAUGAUCUAAAAACCAUGCAAAUACAACAAAUAUUUAAUAUAUAUGAAGAAAAAAAUCAUCCGAAUAAAUAUAGCAAUUCCGUAUUAGCUAUUUCAAAAAAUAAGCAAAUGAUUGCUUUUUCUUCUGGAUAUGGAAAUAUAGCUCUUUAUUUAAUAGAAAAUGGUCUGGAAAUUAUUCGUAAAGAUUUAGGAAAAGAUACCAAAAUAAUUGGUUGCGAAUUUAAGGAUGAUAACAAAUUAAUGAUAAUUAAACAAGCUAAGGACGAGGCAGUGAUGUCAAUUUGGCAUUUAUAUACAAAUGAAGUUCAAGAUUAUGAUAAACAUAUCAAAGUUGAAGAAGAUAAAGAAAGUUUUUUAUAUAGCGCAAUGAUUCCUGGUAAAUAUGUAUUUAUUGAUAAUCUUGGUGGAAUAUUAUCUAUAUAUGAUAAUAUAUUUAAAAUAGAUAAUAAGAUAAAAGAAAAGCAAAGUUCUCUACCAGAAUUAGAAUUAUAUAAAGAUGGUCAUAAAAAAGAAAAGACAGAUAAAAUAUUAGAAUAUGACAAUAAAGAUCUUUCAAAAGAAAAAGCGUUACCUAUUAUACGUAAUAGAGAACCAUGGAUAACUGAUGAUUAUAAAAAGAAAUGGAUAUAUCUUGAUCAAGGAGAAUCGAUACAGUUAUAUAUUGGAAAAUGCACAGUUCAAGUAUGGAGUAAGAUUAAGCAAACAGAAAAUUUUAUUCUUGAAUAUUUUUGGACGAACGAAUAUGACGAUGAAAUUAAUGAUAAUGGAAUAUUACAAAUAGUAGAGUUAUUUGUUCAUAAAAGUGGUUUUGUUCUUAAAUUAAAAAAAAAUAAUAAUUAUACUGACCUCAAAUGGACAGAUAAAGAUAUUGUUGGUCAUAAGGAUUUAAUGAGGCAUGCUUGUGAUGGCCUUGUAUAUUUAAAUGAUCAAAGAAAUAAAUUAGCUGGAUAUGAGAACCAGCAUGAUAUUCACUAUAAUCUUAUGGCAAGCAUUAUAAUUGGUGGCUCAGAUACUCUUAUUAAAUACAUUUUAUUUGGUGAUGAUGUAGUAAAACAUACAAAUUUACAUAUACCAAGAAUAACACGAUGGACUGAAUCUAAAAAUAAUUCAAAUAAAAGUGAUUUGCAAAUAGCUAUUGGAUUGUGUGAACCUGGUCUUGAACGUAACCGUAGAAUUUUGGUUGUAACUUAUUUACUUGAAUAUUAUUCGAAAAAUGCAACUGAACAUCACGGAUGGUUAAUUACUAUUUCAAAAGCAUUACCAGACUUAUACACAUAUAAUUUAGAAUCUUGUGUAAGCGAAUUAUUUUAUAAAAAAUGCAUGGAAGGUAUAGAAAUAUCAAAUAUUAUUGAACACACAGAUAUCACACCUAAAUAUAUUCAAAUCAUUUUACAAGUAAAACAAAAGUUCACAGCAUUUAAUCCAAUCUCAAAACUUAUUUCAACAAGUGGGCAGAAAUUUGAUUUUAGAGAUGGUUUGAAGUUAGAAUUAACAAAACUUUACGUAAAAUUUCUUCCAAAGAAAUAUGAAAAUUAUUCUCCAAUUGUAAAAACAGUUCCUUUACAUAAUUUUACUGUUAAUAGUAUACAUGGAAAGAAUAACGACAAACCCUCUCAAUUACACCCUCAUCUCCAACAUAUUAUCAAACUUUUUAAAUUAUUGUUCAUCCCUCGAGUAUCAAUUGUCGUAUCAGUGGUUGUAAUGUCAGUUUAUGUCACUCCUUCAUUUGAUACUACAAACGCAUUUGCUAAUGUUGUGACAACUCAAGGAACAACCAUCGCGAUUUCUUUUACGAUGUUAUUACUGUGGUUUGAAUUUAUUUUAUAUCUUCGGUUAAUUUCAGAACCAGCGAAAUAUAUCUACAUUAUGCUAAAUAUUAUUAAAGAGAUAUGGAUAUUUCUUGCUUUUAUGAUUCUUGUGAUGGCAGGAUUGGCACAUAGUUUUUUAUUAUUGCUACAAUAUCCUGACUUUACAAAUCUUCAAGAAAACUCAUCAUCAUCCACAUUAUUUACGAGUGAUGCUAACUUCAAAAUUCAAAAUGAUUUUGAUCGAAACGAAGAUAACCCUGCUAAAUCUUUCGUUACCUCAUUUCUUUCAACAUAUAGUUGGUUAAGUGGUGGAUUUUCACAACAAGAUUCAUGGAAUUUUUGGGCGGUCAAGUUUAUUACCUUCUUUGGUAGUUUUCUUUUAGUAACCAUUUUACAAAAUAUGUUUAUUGCUUUUAUGGGGGGUGUGUAUUCUAAUGCUUUUGAGAAAGGUCGUGUUGCUUUAUUACGAUUUCGUGCAGAUUCAAUUUCGGAUUAUGAGGCAUUGGAUGAGAUAUAUUUCUAUCCUCCACCACCAGAACCAAAAUAUAUUUAUUAUAUUGGUAAAUCAAAAAGUCAUGAAAACUGGGAUGAGAAUGUCAAAAAACGUGAGAAUAAAAACUUAUAUGAUGAUUAUGAAAGCGAACAGAAGAAUGAAAAAGAUACUAGUGUCGAACUUAAUAAUAAGGUUAUUGAAUUGAACAGCAAAGUUGAUCAAGCUUGUAGUAAGAUAGAAGAUACUAGUGUUGAGCUUAAUAAUAAGAUUGUUGAAUUGAACAGCAAAGUUGAUAAGGUUUGUAGUAAGAUAGAAGAGGUUAAUAAUAAGAUCGAUAAAUUACUUAACUUUAAGUAA
This is a messenger RNA of Funneliformis caledonium, 3443 nucleotides long. The record is from the annotation of a GenBank genome assembly. Lineage: Eukaryota; Fungi; Glomeromycota; Glomeromycetes; Glomerales; Glomeraceae.